Cyphomyrmex costatus is the source of this 759-nucleotide messenger RNA. Its product is annotated as RING finger protein 212B. Bases 55 to 759 code for a protein of 234 amino acids. Gene Ontology annotation, molecular function: SUMO transferase activity. Gene Ontology annotation, biological process: homologous chromosome pairing at meiosis; reciprocal meiotic recombination; protein sumoylation. The record is from RefSeq and is a predicted model, not a curated record. The transcript is spliced from 5 exons. Gene Ontology annotation, cellular component: synaptonemal complex. Lineage: Eukaryota; Metazoa; Arthropoda; Insecta; Hymenoptera; Formicidae.
AUCGCACCUAUUACGCCCGAUAAUCGUCACCGAUGUGAACACAACCGACGCGUUAUGCACCUGUGUCCUUCCAAAAUGAUGGAAAUGAAUAUGUUGAUCUGCAACAAAUGCUACGCUCCGUUUUAUAGAGGAAAACAUCCUUAUCACAUUACACAGUGCGGCCACAUCUCCUGCCAAUCUUGUCUGCAGCAAUUCGAGAAGCAAUGCCCGCAAUGCCAGCGUAUCGGCACCAUAUCGUUGGCAUUGGAAGAGCCGCUGAUACCGAAAGUGAUGCCAUUCUUUCAGCCUUUUGCCGAUACUAUGGAAAUGAUGCUAAAGGUGGAUGCGUUCCACAACAAUCAAAUUAAAAUAAUAAUGCAGCGCUACCAGGAACUUGAUAAAAAAUACGAAGUACUGAAAACCCGAUACUGGAUGUCAGAUCGUAAUUUGAAAGCGCUGAUGGAAAAGUAUGUGACUUUGAAAAAUAAUAAGGCUAAACUUGAGAAGCAACUGGCACUCCAAAUGGCCAAUAGGGAAACUCCGCGAUCCUUUGUAAUGGAAACACCGGCUGACUCCGGUAUUUUUUCGAAUGGCUCAAAUCAAUCAAGCACAGGAUAUUCUCUGGCAUCAUCAUCGAAUUUGAUGAAAUCCGUGGGCUUAACACCUAUUGGAUCGCCUGAGAAGAAAUUUUACAGAACUAUCGAUGGUUUCCGUAUACCUGCAGUAAACCGUAAACCUGUGAAAUCUCUUGCUUCCUUGAAUAAUACGCAGUUUCUUUAA